This is a messenger RNA of Engraulis encrasicolus (European anchovy), 6299 nucleotides long. Its product is annotated as interphotoreceptor matrix proteoglycan 2-like. NCBI's taxonomy places the organism in Eukaryota, Metazoa, Chordata, Actinopteri, Clupeiformes, Engraulidae. The transcript is spliced from 19 exons. Gene Ontology annotation, biological process: visual perception. The coding region runs from base 1 to 5463 and encodes 1820 amino acids. The record is from RefSeq and is a predicted model, not a curated record. Gene Ontology annotation, molecular function: hyaluronic acid binding; heparin binding.
AUGUCAGUCCCCACACCCACACCAAUCCCAACUGCUGUGGCACGCUACAUCCAGUACCUGUAUAUCCAGGUUCAAGGCCAGGCUAAUAAAUCACAUCAUGCCAAAGGGGCAUUGUCUCGAAGGAAACGGGAUCUAUUGUUCCUCAAUGGGGUGAAACUUUGUUCGCAAGAAACUGUCCAGCAAGCCAUGGAUAAUCACCUGCACUACUUUCACCUACGAGUGUGUCAAGAGACUGUUUGGGAGGCCUUCAAGAUCUUCUGGGACCGUCUACCCGAGCGAGAUGAAUACCAGUUCUGGAUGGAAAAGUGCCAAGAUGGCACUGUCAAUGUGCAGGACAUUGGACGCAGCUUCAGUCAGUCACCGGAGCAUAUUGCUCUUGUGCAGGACAGAGUCGCAAUGGCUAGUUCAGACACCAGAAACAACCACAUGAAGAUUAUCUGCUAUCCUGAAUGGAAUGGUGACUCUGGUCACCAAGUGCAAGUAGAAUCAGCCCAGCCUGCCGCAGAGGAAGAGGUCACAGCACAGCCUGCUGCUGACGCUGAUCUCUCUGGAACACCUGAGGACACCGGCGAUAACGCUGAUGCCCUAAGUCCCGAAACCACAGAGGAGGCCGUCGAGCAGCCUUCUGUCGAGGGGAUAAGCUUGGAGGAUAUCUCUGUGGUGGAGGAAGAAGUGGUGGACCAUGAGGGAAGCAUUGGCUCUGUUGACGUCAUAGCCGAAACCCCCCAUGGUGAGGCAGCGGAGGGGACUUCGCAGCAGGGUUAUGGGCCAGCUGGUGUGGCCAUAAGUGAGGUUGCCCCUGAAGAGGACUCUGAUGAAGAUGGGGGUGAGUCAGAAAUAGCAUUUGAACCUACCACUGAAGACACCUCGGAGGUCAGUGAGGUCGUCAUUGAUGACGAUGACUCAGAAAUCACAUCUGAGCACACCGCAGAACCGAGUGAGGUCAUUAUCGAUGUUGAUGACUCUGAGAUUGUAUCUGAACCCACAGAAGACACUGAAGAGAUGGGUGAGGUCAUCAUCGAUGUUGAUGAGGACACACAUGUCAUCAUAGACGUUACACCUGAAGACGAGGAGGACGCACCUUUUGUGCAUUCUCCUGAAGAGCAGGUGGUCAUCGAAGAAUCACCAGACGUAGGAAUUUAUGAUGAGCAGCCGACAGAGAAAGAACUACUGUCAGAGGAGGCAGUGACAGCUGCAGAGGUUGUAAUUGAAUCUGAAAACACUGACCAGGUUGCAAUUGAGGAGGAAGUUCCGGAAGUACCAGAGAAUCCUAUUGGUCAAGAGGUAGUGUCAGAGGAUCCAAUUGGCCAAGAGGAAAAACCUGAGGAGGCUAUUGGUGAAGAGGUAGUGCUCGAGGAGUCUGAACCUGAAACUGAGACACCUGAACCUGAGGCAGCCAUACCUGAGGAGGCAUCAUCUAAUGUUGCGCAAACUGAAGAAGAAUUACCUGACGUAGUUGUGGAGGAGGCAGCUUCAGAAGAAUUGCCGACAGAGGCCAUGUCUGUGCCAGACAACCAAACGCCUACAGCAACAACAACCGAAGAGCAUGUAGAGCUCGAUACUGUCGCUGAGGAAAUCCUGGUUGAGGAAAUAUCUGAGGGUGACACAGUGAUUCCCGAGGCAGAAGUUAUUGAGGCUCUCAGCGAAGAUGCUCAUUCACCAGUAGAUCUUGAAUAUUAUAAUUAUUUAGAAGAGGAGGGCACACCAGAAGUCACUGUGCAGGCUUUUGAAGCUGAUGUAGCUACUGUGGCAAUAUCAGAAGACAUAUCUGAUGAUGCAACCUCAGAAAUCCACGAAGAUCUAUUAGAGAGUGUGGACGUUGAUGCUGAUACUCUAUCACCAGCAGCAACAGCUGAGGAAACAACAGCUGCACCAGAAGAGGAGAGCACAUCUGAAGCCACAGGAUUAGGAGAUGUACUUGAAGCAGUUGUAGAGGAAACAAUAGAAGAAGCAGUAGUUGAAGUUGAGGGAGCAGUGGAGGUCGAGAUUGAGGAUGCUGAACCUGAACCUGAACCUGAACCUGCCGUCGAAACUGUACCUUCUGUGGAACCAGUCCCGGAAGAUGCCAGCCAGAAUGCUCCUGAGGAAACGGUAGUAGACAUAGCUUUGGAGGAUUCAUCCGAGGAUACGGAGGAUUCAUCCGAGGAUACAACUGGUGGGGAUGAUGCAGCUGGGCCUGAUGAGGCGUUCGAGAUUCUGGGAACUCCAGAGACCAUCAUGGAGGAGGUUGGUUCUGACACCAUUGUGGAGUUGAUGCCAGAACCCUUAGAGCCUGCAACUAUUGAGGAGGACAUUGAGGUUCCGGCAGAGGAGUCUGCUCAUACUGUAGAGUCCGUGAAGGAGAUUCCAUUAGUGUGGGUCGAGGAACCUACAUCGGAACCCACGGAGGACCCCAAUGCACCAGCUGAAGUACAUUUUGGAGAUAUUAUGCCAGACGAGGAGACUGUGAUCACCAAUGAAAUCGAUGACAUCAUGGCCAGGCCAAUGAAGCCUAUGGGGGAGCACAUAGUGGAGCUAAGCAUAAAGCUGAAGGGCGAGUUUUAUGACGACUCCCUGAGGGACCCAUCCAGCUAUUACUACCAGAAUCUGGCUGAACAGUUCACAAUGAAGAUUGAAGAAGCAUUUGACAGACUUCCUGGUUUCAAGAACGUGUUUGUACUUGACUUUAAGCCACAGAAGGAACUGCAAGGUGGGUUAGGUGUGGUGGUCUACUACGCGAUCACUCUGGAGGGUGAUGCGGCGGGACUGAGCAAUGAAACCAUGGACUACAUCACCCUGCAGUCCAACUUGGUGGGCAGCUCGUAUGAGGACGAGCCGGAGGAGAUCCCCACCGUGGUCUACACCAUCACUGACUUCCGCAACUACAUCGCAGAGGCGCUGCACAAGGACAACUUCAUCGGGAACACAACGCUGGACGUGGAUCCCGAUACACUUCAGCUCGAGCAUGUGGAGACCCUGAUGCCAUUUAAUAAUACGGACAGAGACUUCGAUUCAAAUGACCUGGAUGAUAUCCUUGCUGCAGAAAAGCCGCCUGAUGGCACUGGACAAGAUACAAAUGACCAUGACCACCUCUUCCUGAAAAAAGACGACUUCCUGUUUGACCCCGUUCAGGUGCAUGAUUCAUGGGUCGAACCCCCAAGCAUGUCGGCCAGUGAAAAUGAUGUUCUCAACCUUGAAGACACUACCAUUAUCAUUGAGGAUGUAUUUGCCAGUGCUCCGCUGACUAUAAAGGACGACUUUGGUGGCUCUGGUUCUGGCUUUUCCUGGGAGGAGCAAGGAUUUAGCAACUUGCCUUGGGCAUCAGAAAACACGCCGCUGGAUGGAUAUGUGGGUAACUCUGUGUCAGCGACUGAGAUCUUGGACAAGCCAAAGUCUCCACAUGGUGCUGACCAGGAAACUCCAGUAGAAGAGCAAAAUCCAGAACCAGAAACAUUCAUGGAUCAUGUCCUUGUGACUCAGGACAUCCGUAGUAACCCGCAGUACACAAUGACUGAGGAAGUCCCGGUCUUCAUGACCAUGGAACCGCUGACUGUAGAGCUUUCCAUGCACACGGUGGAAGCUUCAGGGAUGUACGAUGAGUUCUAUCCAAGUGAGGCAACCACCAUGUACUCCACAGUCACAGAGGUCCCACUCUCUCUGGCAUCUGACGCUCCACUGGAUGACCAGCAGGAGAUGGAAGUCACAGAGGAGGCGCUGGAAGUCAACCCACAGGAAGAAGUUGUCAUAGUGCCUGAAGACCAAGGGGCCAAAGAAGAAGAUGGGGAUACUGACACUGAAUUGCCCUCUACUGUGAGCAUAGAAGAUGCUGAUGAUGACACUGAGGACGAAAAGGUUUCCGGAGGAGGUGUGGAAGUCUUGGAGGAGACGGGAAAGAACAUAGAGCAGCUGGCGACGGCCGAGACGUCUGAAGGUGAGAUCCCUAAUGAGGAACUUGUGGAGGACGAGGUAAUAUCGGUGAGUGUGACGACCACCACUGCUCCAGCUCCAACUGCAAUGCCAGUGACGACAACAACACCAGCAUCCACCACCCAGUCCACCCCACUCUCCGCAGAGAAUGAAUCUCCUUUCACUCACAUACUGAAUGCUUCAUCCGACAACCCACCCGUCCAGGUCCACAAACCUUCAACCUUGGAUGAAACCAGGGGAGACACGUAUGCCGACAUAGAAUCAUAUUUUUACUUUGACGAGUUUGACGAGAUGCCAGAGUACGAUGAUGAGGAAGCCUCCACGGUGUCUGGCCAAGCGCCCACAUCGACUGUGAUCCUCAACAGCAGCACACACAAUGCCUCAGACCUUUCGUUUUUUGACGACUCCGACAACAGCCCCACCGUGAGGGUUCAGGUUCAGGAUUCCCACACCAUGGAGCUGAUUGACCAGGCCAGUAUUGCCAUGCCUUCCAGCCCAGGCAGAGCCCUGAUGGUCUUCUUCAGCCUGAGAGUGACCAACAUGAGGUUCUCGGACGACCUGUUCAACAAGAGCUCAGCAGAGUACAAGUCCCUGGAACAACGGUUCCUCGAGCUGCUUGUACCUUACCUGCAGUCCAACCUGACCAACUUUGACAACUUGGAGAUCUUGAACUUCAGGAACGGCAGCGUCGUGGUGAACAGCAGGAUGAAAUUUGUUAAACCGGUACAGCAUGAAGUCACCACCGUUGUGUACCUCAUCCUGGAGGAUUUCUGUAACACGGCAUACCAGACCAUGAACCUCGCCAUCGAUAAAUAUUCACUGGAUGUGGAGUCAGGUGAAAAGGCAGACCCGUGCAAAUUCCAGGCCUGCAACGAGUACUCCAAGUGUGCGGUGAACCGGUGGUCUGGCGAGGCGGAGUGUGUGUGCAACCCCGGCUACUUCAGCGUGGACGGACUGCCCUGCCAGAGCAUCUGUGAGCUUCAGGAGGACUUCUGCCAAAACGAUGGGAAGUGCGAUAUCAUCCCCGGCAAGGGAGCCAUAUGCAGAUGUCGUGUGGGUGAGAACUGGUGGUAUCGUGGGGAGCGUUGUGAGGAGUACGUGUCAGAGCCCCUGGUGGUUGGCGUUGCGGUGGCUUCGAUCGCCGGCUUCCUGCUGGUGGCAGCGUUCAUCAUAUUCUUCCUGGCCAGGACACUGCGUGACGGCUACGAGAAAGACGACUCGGAGGACCCAUUGAAGCACUAUGACAGCGACCCGUCUUUGGAGCGGGCCACCAAGUACAACCCCAUGUUCGAGAGUGAGGUGACCGUUGGAUACAACCAGUUCUACCGCCGCUACCCCGACGGUCCCGACUACAACAACUUGGCGUUAGAGGGCUCCCCUGACAUGGCGGAGGGCGUGAGGAAAGCAUACGAGGAGGAGGACCGGCUCACCAAAGAGGAAAUUGAGGACCGCAUCCGAAUCCUUGAGCUGUACGCCACUGACCAGCAGUUCGCCAAUUUCAUGCGGCAACACCAAGUGCUCCUGGACAAUCGGAGGGACAGCACGUCCUCGAUAUAGAACUGCCAGGAGCUGAACUCUUCGUUUACGGCCACAAGAAACCUGCCUUUGUCUUUGAAACUAAACACAUGUCCCAUGUUGCCAUGGCGUUCCUUAAAGACUUGGAUGGAAGACUCUAAAAGACUCUCCAGAAGUUGAAGAUGGAGGCUUCUGAUGCAAGCUGCUGGCGCCUUCAUUGUGGUGGUGAAAGUGCUUACCAUUGGCCUGGCAUGAAUGAGACUCAAUUUGUUUUUCUUUUUUUUCUUGAGGGAAACUCCUUUUGCGUCUUUGGUGUGUGCUUUUGUCUUUUGUGUUACAUUAGAUCAUUGCUCUCCCGACUGGAUUCAGCUAUUUUUUUUAAAUCACUUUCAACGUUUCAGACAGUCAUUCAACCAUCCAACCAUCAAUCGAACCAUGUGGUGCCGUGAAACCCAAGGUCUCAGUGGCCAAGGCCCUCUGCUAUGAAGCUACACUAAGAAAUAGAAAGGGUCUGCGCUGUUUUGGUCAUACUUUGUGAUCAUGUGUUUUUUCUUACGUAUCCUCACUAAUCAGUGCCUUCGUUUGGUUCCCUGGGGUCACUGCCGUGUCUUCAAUAACGGGAUAGCUAAUGCUAGCCUUGCCCUAACGAUCACAGGGUAGCUGAUGCUAGCCUUGCCCUAAUCGCGGAGAUCUCACUGCAACAUCAUCACCCAGGACCAGGCUCACCAAUAUGGGUAUGUUGUCCCGGGCCCAGGGUGAGGCAUGCAGGGCCCAGAGUUGGGUCCAUUUUGAAAAGUGAAAGUGAAAGCCCAUUGGGAAACUCCAACUCCCAUUGUCAUUGUGACACAGCACUCCACAGCACACAAGUGAACACUGCA